Zootermopsis nevadensis is the source of this 4394-nucleotide messenger RNA. Its product is annotated as CYFIP-related Rac1 interactor B. NCBI's taxonomy places the organism in Eukaryota, Metazoa, Arthropoda, Insecta, Blattodea, Termopsidae. The record is from RefSeq and is a predicted model, not a curated record. Gene Ontology annotation, biological process: regulation of actin filament polymerization. Gene Ontology annotation, molecular function: small GTPase binding.
AAACGUCCCCACAAAGCGCGGUGCAAGACACUAGCAGCAGACGAAGUUGGAGGGUUGAAGAGUUUUGUGUGAAAGGGGUGCUUUCUUAUUCACGAAUAUGAACGUGUUUUUGUAAACAAGUAUUGGUAGUUGUAGCGAUUAGUACAGGAUCGAAGGAGUCCUAUAUGAGGAUCAGUGUUGAGAGCACUUAGGAAGCAUGAAUUUGACAGAUUAAGGAAAGUCGGUGGGCGUGUUAUCUUAUCAGCCACACUGAAACCCGUUUGUGGAAUAAAUUAUUCAGACGCAACACUUACUGCAUCUAUUACUAAUAGAUAACGUAACAAUUCUUUACGGCUAUAUAUUACAUUGACAUAGUUUGGAAAUGUUCUGAUUUGAAGUGCCUGCGUGUGUAAAACUAUUUACAGAUAUGAGAAUGAUGGAACAGUAGACCAGUGAGGUGACCAUGGGCAAGUUGUUGAGCCUUCUGGCUCGCGAUGAUUCCAAUUGCUGCUCUCCUCAGAAGUACGACGUGUUUCUGGACUUUGAAAGUUGCAAAAUCAUCUUGUUUGGGACAGACUGCUGUAUUUUUCAAGCCCUGGACAUUAGGUUAAUUGACACUGUUUAACUGAAUAGGUUAUACAGCAUCGAUUGAGAUGGGAAGAAAAUCAUGCAUGCAUUAGCAAGAAGCUGGAUUGUGUUACUGUCGUUAGAUGCCCAACCAACAGACGGGGAGCAGGAGACAUUUGAGGAAGUACAGCGUGUGCUGAGAAACUCAGAGCCAAUUCUGGAGGAGAUACAGUGCUACAAAGGAGCAGGGAGAGAGAUCCGAGAAGCAAUCUCCACUCCAACAGAGGAGUUCCAGAAGAAGGCUUGGCAGGCUGUGAUGCCGCUUGUCUCCAGGUUGAAGCGAUUUUAUGAAUUCUCUACUGAGCUAGAGGUGGUAGUUCCCAAAAUUCUGUUCCAGCUAUGUUCUGGACCCAUGACACCCACACAGCAUCUUGAAACUCAACAGGCCCUUGUUAAACAGUUUGCUGAGAUUCUUGAAUUUGUACUAAAAUUUGAUGAAUACAAGAUGAAGACACCAGCUAUUCAGAAUGACUUUAGCUACUAUAGACGCACCAUUACAAGGCAACGCAUGUCAAGCUACAAUGGUUUUGAACACCAUGACACAAGAGAAGUGACCAAUGAGCUGGCUAACCGCAUGUCCCUCUUCUAUGCACAUGCUACUCCAAUGCUGAAAGUUCUCAGUGAGGCCACAUCCAUGUUUGUCAAAGAGAAUUCAGACAUUCCAAUUGAAAAUACAACAGAGACUCUAAGUACAAUGGCCAAAGUUUGCUUGCGCAUGCUGGAGAGUCCAAACUUGAUUGCUCAGUUCCAGCGAGAGGAAACACAGCUAUUUGUACUUCGAGUUAUGGUUGGGUUGGUCAUCCUGUAUGAUCACGUUCAUCCACAAGGAGCAUUUGUUAAGGCUUCCAAUGUAGAUGUGAAGGGAUGUGUGAAGCUACUAAAGGAACAACCAGCUUCCAGAUCUGAAGGACUCCUGAAUGCAUUGAGGUAUACAACGAAACAUUUGAAUGAAGAAGCAACUCCAAAGAAUAUCAAGAACCUGCUGGCUGCAUGAGAGGGGUGUAUGUAGGUAGAACAAUUUGAUGUGGGCUUCAGAAGCCUUGGAUCACGUGACACAAAGUGUUUUAAUGUUGAGACACAUCACUGCCUUAGCGCACGUUUUGUACAGAUUAUACAAAAGUAGAAAAUUGGCAGUUGCAGCAACACAAUAUUAUAUUGGCCAUUUUUAACAAAAGUAGGCAGUGAGGAUAAAUGGAUAAACCACUAUGUUCCAUUAUAGCUGGCUCAGUUAUGAACAUGCCCAUUAUGUAAGCAUGUCUAGUAUAACAUUACCAGUCAUUUGUGAUGGUGUUUGUUCCUUGAUGGAUUUAUUGGUACAAUAUUUACAUCUAUGUCAUAAGAAAUGAAAAUAACAAAAAUAAUAUUCUUGUUGCUGCAUUUCCAUUUUGUCAUCUUUUGCUCACGGACAUGUAUACUGGCUUUAAAGCACUGUCAUAUCGUAACUUUAGAGAUAAAUAAUUUAUUUGAAAUCAGUUUGUUAACUUAAGGAUGCUCCAGUUCAUUGCCAUUGGAAUUCUGCAUGCAUUGCCUUAUGUGAGGCAUACAAAAGCUGUUGGUAUCUUGGAGUAGCAAAUAAGUGUUGAAAAAUGCAAUGAUGAAGUAAACAUAUUGUCAGAUAUAUGUACAGUUACACCAAAGAAAUUUAUGAAAUUUCACAUUUUAAGUUCUGUGUUGGACUCUUCAUAACAGUUUGGAAAUUAUAGCCUGUCUCAGUUGAAAAUUGCAAUUUUAGAAUUAAAUGAAAAAUUGAUAUUGUCCUGAAGCAUGUUAAAAUAAAAAUAACAUGAAGUUGAACCUUAGUCACUCCUUAGUUCAGAAAGUCACAUUCCAGUCUAACUUUGGACUGAAUCUGACAGUUUUAAAAUUUGGAUGAAAUAAACUGGACUUGAUGGGAUAAGUAAAAAUUAAUGACCUCAAAGGAUAAAAUCUUUACUGAUAUGUCUUGCAGUUCCAGUAGCUGUAAGAAUUAAAGAGUGAAGGUUAAACUGUGAUAAAGUUUACAGUUGGUAUUUAUCAGUGUAUACAAGUUCAGUAAAAGGAAAAUAUGAGUAUGUUUAGUCAGUUUAAGGAUAUCACAAAUGCAAAAAAUGGGAGAACAACAAAAUAUCUGACAAUGUCUAUCCACUUCUGCAUUCCUGUUGAAGUUUCAAGAAAUAAUUUUGGUUUACUGAUAAACCACCAGCUACAACUUUUUUGUGUAAACAUUAAAUGUUGAUUUUUGCUAUAAAUGUUUUGGUUUUCAUAGGCUAUCUUCAGGGGCCCUACACAUACCUUCAAUCAGGCAUGAAGUUCACAUAAAUUAUAAAUUAUUAAUCUAGUAUAGUAAUCAAUAAUUUAUGUAAGUGCCAUGGCCACUUGACGGUAUUGUGAAGUCCCUGAAGAUAGCAUAUUAUGGCCAAAACAUGUAUGGUGAUAAGCAGCAUUUAAUGUUUAUUUAACAAAGUUGUCGUAUCUCAUGGUUUAGUAACCUAGGGGGUCAGUAUAAAAAUGGAGAAAGUGUAGGAAGUAAAAUGUUUUGCAUUGUGAUACCAUCCCUUAUCAUUAAACAUGAAUUAAUGGAACAGAAAAGUUUCAUCUGAGCAUUAGCCAGGUCAGAUCCUGGCAGGCCUAUCAGUAUAUUCAUUAUUUGCUCAGUAAAGUCACUAGCAGGAAAAGGUAAAGGUUAAAUGUAAUAAAAUGAAAAUAAGGACAAGUUAACUAAAAUGAAGAAUAUCAGAAGAGAUCAACACAUAUCAAUAUAAAAGGUUCAUAAUAAACUCAUAAAUGAACAGUUAAUUUGUAAUGUGUAUGUAAUAUAAAGAUUGAUAUUUUGGGCUUCAGUAUUCAUAAAUUAUAUUUUACAAAUAUAAUAAAUUCUUCUUGGGCUAUCAGCCGUGUAAGGUGGCUUAAUGAGAACCGUCUUUGUCCUCAGGACAUGAAAGCUUCAGAUCAUAUAUUUUACAAAAUAACUAACAAAACUUUAUGACGGUUUAAGGAAAAUGACCAGAAUGGAAACAGAUUAAGAUGGGGACAGCAGUUUAGAAAAUAUUUUGCAGAUACUGAAGGAGGACUACUGUGAGAAAUUGAGGAGGAAGAGUUGUGGCAAGGCUGAGAUAGAUUGAGAGGUCCAUUCAAGAUGAAGAUGUCUUUCAAAGAAGAUUAACAACAUUAUGGUUAAUAUAAUUUAUUCCAUAGUUACACUCCAUCAGUCAACAGACCUGUGUUGUGAAAACUAGGCCAGUAUGAUUACGAGUACUAUUCGUACAAUAGUAUUUUAUAGUACAUGCAUAAUAUUCGUGCAUAUUUGAUUGCAUGUUGCUAUCAUGAGUAAGUUCUUGACCUUAAAUGAAAUUGGCCCUGCCCUAGGGAUGGAGAGCAAUGUGCUGGAGCAUCGUACAGUGUUACUGAGGUGUUACUGUUGAACCAGACAUUAUUUUGUAGCUGGUAUAACUAUAAUUGUAUGCUUUCUUAAUUUUCUAGAUUUUAUAUAAUAAUGGAUUGUUCUUUCAUCUAGAUUUUAUUUGCAAUUAGAAUGACAAUAUCGACUGUUUUUUGUUGCAAGACUAAGUCAUAAAUGAAUGAAAAGAAAGUAUCUUGUCACCUAAUAUUUUGAUGAAAUGUUGAACAUUUCAAUUUUAAAAUUUUGUAAUAUUUGUAGUUUUUAAACUAAAAAAGUGGAGAUAUUGCAGUGACAUAUCUGAUUAACAACAUGUUUUUGUAUGAGUGGUGAUUCUUUCAUUUCUGUAAUGAUGUGUAGAAGUGUACAACUAGACAUACAGUAAAGCCACUUCAGUGUAUUUCAGCCACCA